AUGUUGAAAACCAUUUUUCAUAAGGUGUCAGAAAAUGGAGACUUGGUACUGGAACUCUUGCUUGCCAACUCCCAGCUGUCUAUGGUGUACAGGGGUCAGGCUGGCAUUGCUACAGUUACCUGUCGAGAAAAGAUUCCUCAGAGAACAUGGAUUCACCUUGCCAUUCAGGUUUAUAAAACCAGUUUGAGUUUUUAUAUCAAUGGGGUCCAGCCAGGCUUUAUACCUGUGGAGACACUUGUCCUUGCCAGUCAGGUCAAGGACAGUGUUCAAGGUCAAAGCAGAAUAGGACAAAGCAUCACAGGUACAAAUCAGUUUUUAGGACGGCUCCAGGAUAUCAAGUUUUUUGCAGGGACACUGACUAACAGAGAAAUUCAAGAGGUGUACAGUGGAAGCCUUCCAAGUGUCCGAGUUCAGUCUGAAUGUAGGUGUCAGGCCUCACACCCCAGAAUCAAGCCCCAAAUGGAGCACUACUGCAUUGCUAAUGGAGUGGAUGAUGCCGAUAACAACGCUGUGCUCCGACUCAACUCGGAGGCUCAUAAUCUCGAGUUCCUGAAUGACGGAGACAGUAACACAUACUGGAUCUCACAGUUCCAGAACAAUAUAGAGCUCACCAUUGACUUGGAAGAUGAUUUUCAGGUGUUCUUCCUCAAUCUCCAAUUCUACAGUCCCUUCCCCAGGGCAGUCCUUAUUUCCCGUGAAUUGGAGGGGAGUUGGGAAGCAUGGCAGAUGUAUGCGACAAAUUGUCAGGAAUACUUUGGUCAGACAGACAAUGGCCCUCUCCCCCAGCCCGACUCGGUCAACUGUCUCAAGUUCAAAAGAGAUACAGAGAACACACACUACUCCAAGGGGAACAUUACAUUCAGCCUCCUAGCAGCUGAGCCAGUACAAAGACCAGGGAAGGAUGACUUUUAUGGUACCCCAAAACUGAAGGAAUUCAUACGAGCCUCAAAAGUCCGAGUCAAACUGCAGGAUCAUCAGCUGGUGACCAAUCUUCGACACGAGUACUUUGGUGUUUUUGAAUUCAUCAUUAAAGGAAGAUGUAACUGUCAUGGCCAUGCCUUUACCUGUGAUAGUAUCACUAGACCCUACAACUGUAGCUGUCUACCAGAGAGUUUUACACAGGGAAACAAGUGUGAGGAGUGCCAGCCGCUUUAUAACAACAAGCCAUAUCGUGAUGGUGACCUAGUUAACUCUUUUGACUGCAAGCCAUGUGAAUGUCACAAUCACUCAGACAGCUGUGUCUACAAUGGGACCCUUGACCUCUUCCCAGAUGACCAUGACCUGGGUGGAGGAGGAGUUUGUGUAAACUGUCAGGACUUUACCAGUGGUCAGUUCUGUGAAACCUGUGUCCCCUUAUACUACAGACCUAAGGGUAGGAGUAAAUAUGACCCUGAUGUUUGUGUUCCUUGUUUAUGUAGUGAAGCAGGGGUUGCAGGAGGAGAGCUGGAUUGUAAAAAGGAUGGAGGACAAUGUCAGUGUAAGGCCAACACAGGAGGUCGGCAGUGUGAUCUCUGUUUGCCAGGCUUCUUUAACCUUCUGACCUCUAACCCUGAUGGAUGUGAAAACUGCUCCUGUAACACAGAUGGCACACUCAAUGGAGAUGUGUCAUGUGACACCAAAACAGGCACCUGCAACUGUAAACAAAACACCAGAGGUGCCAAAUGUGCAGAUUGUGAGCAUGGGUACUUCAACCUGACUGCAGACAAUCCUGUUGGCUGUUCUCCCUGUGAGUGUAACCCCCAGGGCUCCACCUCCCAGUUCUGUGACCCUGUCACAGGUCAGUGUCAAUGUAAGGACCAUGUAACAGGACGCAAGUGUGACCAGUGUACAGACAACUACCAAAACUUUGAAUUCGGCUGCAAAGAGUGCACAUGUAACUCUCUUGGCACAGUUCCGGGUACAGUGUGUGACAAAAGAACAGGCCAAUGUGUUUGUAAAGAAAAUGUCCAGGGGCUGGCUUGUGAUGAGUGCAAAGACGGGAGUUUUGGAUUUGGAGGAUCAGCAACCAAAGGAUGCUAUGGAUGUAUCUGUAAUUUGGCCGGAACGAUUAACAGUUCCCUGGUUUGUGACAAAAUCUCCGGAAAGUGUGUGUGUAAGGAGAAUGUUGUAGGGACUAGCUGUAAUCAGUGCAGUGGGAACACAUUUGGACUCAGUAUGAACAUUACAGAGGGAUGUGAACCCUGUAAUUGUGAUCCCACUGGGACAAAGGGAGGUAACUCCAGUCAUCCUGAUGAUUUGUCAUGUGACCAGAACACUGGAGACUGUACUUGCCUGGCUAACAGGAUAGGGAGACGAUGUGACGACUGUGCACAAGGAUAUUUUACCAGACUGGAGCCAGGUGGUGGAUGUCAGGAGUGUGGGUGUCACUAUGCCAGUACAUACGAGCAAACAUCAUGUGACUCACUGACUGGACAGUGUCAGUGCAGGCAGAGCAACUCGGGGAUCACAGGGCGAACCUGUGAGGAGUGUCAGGAGGGAUUCUACGGCUUUAACUCAAGAUUAGGGACGUGCAGUGCCUGUGAGUGUGAGAUGGCAGGCAGCUUGAACUCCACUUGUGAUGUCAUCACAGGGAAAUGCUUCUGUAAACAGUUUGUGGAAGGUCGGAGGUGCGACACUUGUAUACCUGGAGCCAGUUACAUCAGCAGUGAAAACCCUUAUGGUUGUAGUAAAGAACCAGCACAACAACCUCCACCAGAGCACCAACAGAACAGUUCAACUGUACUGUGGCUCACUUGGAAGGAACCAGAUUACCCUAAUGGUGUCAUCAAAGAAUACAGACUCUUCAGAAAUGGAACACUGAUCUUCACAGGCAACUCUUCUAAUAUUAUCUAUGAAGAUUCCGGAUUGUCACCUUACACAAGAUACACCUACAUUGUGGAGGCGACCAAUGAUUUUGGAUCCGUCCGCAGUUCUCCAGUGACCUUCCGAACUUUACCAGGUCCCCCCACAGGUAUUGUCUAUGUGACUGUUAAGGAAAUUCAAGCAAGAACAGCUAAAUUGGCCUGGAUUUUUCCCGCAAAAUUGAAUGGACCAUUGGCCAACUUCAGUGUGGUCACUUUGAAACCAAGUCAACCCACUGUCCGAGAGCGACACUGGAUGGGGCUAGAUAAUAAGACCACAAUCACAGGACUGGUACCUUUUACUAACUAUACUGUGUAUGUUGUGAGUUGCAGUGAAGGAGGGUGUUUGGACAGUUGGCCUGUGGUAUUUAGCACUAAGUCAGCCCUUCCAACAGGAAUGGAAGCACCUAAUGUUACUAUGCUUUCAUCAUCCAAACUAAAUGUCACAUGGAAACCACCUGCUCAAGCAAAUGGAAUUAUAAUAUUUUAUGAGCUGUGGAUGAGAGGAUCAUUGAAAAAUGAUGGAACUAGGGAUCCGCAGGAGAAGAGGAUAUUCCACCCUAGUGGACAGUAUAAUCCCCGCCCAACUCGGUCCCCUCAGGAAAUAGCCCUACCCCCUCCAGAUACAAACUUCUUGGUGCAGGGUCUGGAACCUUAUGCAGUGUAUGAGUUUCAGGUUCUUGCAGAGAAUGAUAUAGGGAAGACAGCAAGUCCCUGGGUGUCCCAGAGAACUGGAGAAGCCACACCUGUUUCUACUCCCAUCCCCACAGUCUACUCUGUCAGUCACUCACAACUGGAGCUACAGUGGGAGCCUCCCUCAGAGGAGCAGGCCCGCGGAAUCAUUACAACCUACAGGGUGUAUUUCUACAGCAAGAAUGACCUCAGUAAAGAUCCCUUUGCUCCACAAUACAUGUGGAAGCUAGUUAGUGUCUCUGGUGGUGCCUCGAGGACCCAUAUGAUAGGGGGACUUGAUGCAUACCAGAACUACACUUUUAAGCUAGGAGCAUGUAACUCUGAGGGGUGUGUCAACUCUUCAGAGUCCUCUGGAACUACUCAGGAAGAUGUACCAGCUGGUCUGUUUAAACCCAAGUUCUUCAGUGUGAAUUCCAGCAUGAUCCGCUUGACAUGGCCGGAGCCUGCUGACCCCAAUGGCCCCUCCCCUCUGUACUCUGUGGAGAAAACUGUACCCUCCUUAAGCUUCCCUCCUUUGGUAGUGCAGGGAACCAGAUUUCCAGGAGGAGGAUACUACCUAUUUCCUCCUGAAAUUAUUCCACCUAAUGUAGCAUUUACAGGGAUCAGAUUUAAAUUCAAAACAAAGCGGAAAAAUGGUCUCCUACUAUUUGCUGCAUCAGCUGGGAGACAAGAUGAGUUCCUGGCUAUUCAGUUCAAGUCAGGAAGGCCCUGGUUUGUGUUCGAUCCACAAGAUUGUCCGAGCUAUGUGGAGAUAAGCCCUUAUACCGAUAACGACCGUUCAUAUGACGAUGACAAAUGGCAUAGUCUGAUUGCAAUACGAGAUAAUGAGCUGUCGAGAAUUGAGAUCGACCAAUACAAAGGGUGUCCCUCGUUUGUGACUCCGACCAAUGAUGAAGGACUACUAUAUAGCGACUACCGCUGGCAUGAGUUGAUCGCCACACGUGAUGAGCGAACGGCCUAUCUCUCUAUUGAUUCUAUUUGGAGAGGCACCAGAAGGAGUAGUUGUACCAUGGGGACAGUCAUCGGUCCCAGUACUGGGGUCUACAUUGGGGGACUACCCACAGAAUUUGUCAUUCGACGGACGGAGACAGACAGCCGCCUCAGCGUCACACGAGAGUCUUUCCAAGGUUGUAUUAAAGAUAUCCAGAUCUUACAGCAGAUGUAUCCAAAGGAGGUGUGGAAAACACUAGAUUGGGGACAGGCCAAGGCCAAUGAGCAGACCUUUCUAAACUGGGAAGGGUGUCCAAUUAACUUGGAGCAAGGUUACCAUUUUAUGGGUCAAGGUUAUAUGUCCAUGCCAAGUGAUAGAUGGAAAAUAAACAAUCAAUUCAUCCUGGAAUUCCACUUUCGUACAGACCUUGCAAGUGGGAUACUGUUCUUCACCCACGAAGGGGAGGGGAUGUACUACUAUAUAGCACUUAUUCAAAACAGCCUCUACUUUGAGUUUUCCAAUGGCAUUGCGACAGGUGGCGUAACCUUUCAGCGACCUGAUGUCAAGUUUUGUGAUGGAAACUGGUAUCGUGUGGAAGUUACAAAAACUGGUCAACAGGCUUCAAUUGCUGUCCAUGGUUAUGGAAAUGAGACGAGUGGAAAUGCCUCCCAUCCUCUCAGGGUGGCUGUUUCUGGAGACGUGUUUAUUGGCGGUGUGCCAGAGGCAUCUGAUGCUCGACAUUUCAUAGAAAGGAACAAGCUUAAUAUUCCCACAGAAGGUUUUGGAGGCUGUAUUGCAAACAUUGUGUUGACUUGGUUUUCACCAAUUUACUACAAUUUUGCACUGAAAGUGCUCGAAGAAUUGAAGAAUUUAGAAAAUGUCAACUUGGAUGGGUGUACACCCUUCAAUCUGCCAGAGGACACAUGUAAACGUGAUAUUGUAGGAAAUGUUUACAAUGGAACUGAGAGAGAAUUCAUAGACACUGAGCUUCAGCCUUACUCUGACUACCUGUAUCGAGUGCUGGCAAGUAACGAUGCUGGAACAGGACUUAGUCCGUGGGUCUAUGGCAAAACAAAAGAAGGAGCCCCCAUUGGAGUGAGGCCCCCUUAUAAUGUGAAGGUUCUGAGUGGGUUUGAGAUUUCAGCCUCCUGGUAUUCUCCUCAGUCUUCAGCAGGGCUCCUCUCCAAGUACAUACUAAGGGCCCACAACAUAGACAAGCCACAGGAACCCCCUGUGGAAGCAGUCUUUACUAAUACAGGUGUCUAUAGUGGUAAAAUUACAACAGCCAUACCUUACACCAACUACACAGUCAAGAUUGCCAUAUGUACAGGAGGGGGAUGUACAGAGAGCUCGGAGGGUGUCAAAGUCACUACAUCUGAAGAAGCUCCUGGAGAAGUACCUGCUCCAACUGCAGAAACAGGUACAUCAUACCUGCUAGUGAGAUGGAAACCUCCGGGCAUGCCCAAUGGUAUAGUGACUGGCUAUUUCCUGUAUAAAGAUGGAGUAGAGGUUUACAGUGGAGGAGGCUACUUCUAUAACAUCACAGGCCUCCAGGUGUAUACAGGAUACCAGGUAACAUUGCGAGCUUGCACCAGGGCAGGAUGUAGUGAUGGACCCACUACUAUGCUGAGUACCGCCCAGCUCCCUCCUUCCUUUAUGGAGGCCCCUACACUAGUAGUCCUUGGUAAUACAAGAGUUGAAGCUCGAUGGACUGAGCCUACUCAAUUGAAUGGAGUUCUACAGAGGUACCUGUUAUAUGUCUCAGUUGACAACUCGAGUGUGGGCGAGAUUGUAUAUAACAACUCAGACUUUUUUAUGGACUACAUCAUUCCAGAUCUUGCAGCAGGAACUCAAUACUUCAUCAGAGUUGGUGCAUGCACCCUAGGAGGUUGCACCUUGAGCAAGCCCAGCACCGUGACUACGGAGGAGAGUGCCCCAGAGAGAGUCCCUGACCCAGAGAUUUCCUCCCCCUCCCCACACUCCCUCAUCAUUACAUGGGACAUUCCAGGGCUCCCAAAUGGCCAUAUAAUAUCAUAUCAUCUCUACCAUAAUGAAGUCAAGGUAUACAGUGGUCUGACUCGAUCCUACACAAUAGAGAACUUGGCCCCCUACAGUCUUCAGGCUGUGAGGGUGUCAGCUUGUACCGUCAGAGGGUGUGGAUCUAGUGAGAUGGUGAAGGGGCGGACAAUGGAAGCCCCUCCCACUGGUUACAUUGUGAUGAAUGCAGAGGUCGUGGAUGCUAGAACUAUCAAAGUUUACUGGAAUGCACCAGCUGAGGCCAAUGGAGUCAUGUACUAUGAUAUUUUUGCUGAGGGGGAAUUUUAUGCUGAUAGAGACUCCAACAACUACACUCUGGUACAGGAGAGGAGAAGCUUGUUCCAUGGCCUUAAUGUUUCGGAGUGGAUUGAGGUGUUUCCACUUAUCCCCCUGUCAAAGUUUGUUGUCCAGGUCAAUGCUUCCAACACAGCUGGUUUCAUCCUUAGUAAUACCCUUUCAAUGGACAUGCCCCCAGGAACGCCUGAUGGAGUUAUGCCCCCUGAUUUGGUAUCAGAGACACCCACAUCUAUGAAGGUAACCUGGCAGCCAGUAGGAAGAACUAAUUCUUAUGAGCAGCCUCAGUAUAUCCUACAGUUCAGAGAUCUCAUCAACAAUGGAACCACAAUUUAUGAUAUAUUUGGACCUACAACAACUUUCCUUCACACAAAGCAAAACUUGGUUCCUUUCACACCAUAUGAAUUCAGGGUUGUGGCAAAGAAUACACAUGGAGAAACCAAAUCAAGCUGGAGUAAACAGACCACACGUCAAGACAAGCCAAGAAGUAUAGAUCCUCCCCUGAUCACGUCUAUCGGUUCUCGCCAUGUGGAUAUAGUAUGGCAGCCACCCCUGGUACCUAAUGGUGUGGUGAUGGAGUACAGAGUUUAUCAAAAUGAUCAUCUUAUUGCUGCUGUUGAUGGUGUGACAACUAAGAGAAGGAUGGACACUUUGAGACCCUUCACUUCAUACAUCUUCAAUGUAGAAGCCUGUACAUCAGGGGGGUGUCAAAAAAGUUCAAGUUCCACUACUGUCAGGACCUUACAGGAUGUUCCAGAAGAUCUUGCACCCCCAGGACUGCUCUCACUGACCCCCACCUCAGUUCAAGUGGACUGGGAACCUCCUGGAAACCCCAAUGGUUUGAUUUCACAUUAUCAAAUUGAGCGUCGUGUGAAUGGAACUUCCAACAUCACCGUGGUCACAAAGAUUCUUCCUGAUGCCAAGCAGCAGUAUGUGGAUGACAUGUCUGAAUUAUCUCCCUUUAUGGUGUAUGAUUAUAGAAUUAUAGUGGUCAAUGGAGCAGGGAGUCUAACCUCAGAAUGGAACACCACCAUCACAAAGUCAUCUAAACCCACAGGUGUGAUGCCUCCUGUUGUAAAAGUAAACAGCCCGUCCUCUCUAACGCUGUCUUGGGAUAAACCAGUGAGAGCAAAUGGCAUCCUGGAGUACUACAUUAUACGUCUGAAUGAGGAGCAGCAUGAAAUAAGAAACAUCAGUGUACAGAGUCUGAGAGUGGACACACUACAACCAUACACUAACUACUCAGUGACACUCACUGUGUGUUCAGAUGGGGGAUGUACAGAGAGUGCCACUAUCUCAGUUCAAACCCAGGCAACUAUUCCUGAGGGUCAGAAUCCUCCCAUCCCCACCCCCAUAUCUCAGAAUCUGAUCACUGUGACAUGGGAAAAUCCCCAGAGGGCCAAUGGACCAAACGUUCACUUUGAGCUAAUGAGAAAGAUGCUUCGCCAACCAUUAGAAGAGACAAUUAUAAAUCCCUCCUGGCUUAGCAUUUACUCGGGAACUUCCCAUUACUUUGAGGACAGGGGCCUGUCAUUAUUUACUACAUACAUCUACAAGGUGACCGUGUACAACAGUGUAGGUCAGCUGACCAGCAAAGAUUCAGUGGAGGCCACUACUUAUGGAGGAUUUCCCAGGCAGGCUGCAGUCAUUAAUGUUUUACCUAUGAAUCAUGUGACAUUACAGGUCUCAUGGGUUACUCCAGAUGUGGUAGAACUCCAGGGCUCUGUGACAGAGUUCACCCUGAAAGCUUACAGUGAGAGACACAAUGUGACAGAAUUCUAUGACCCGGGGACCAGCAGUGUCCUGGUCAAGAAUCUCCACCCGAACACUCUGUACACUGUCUAUCUGACCAUCACAAUACAUGGAGGACAGUCCAUUACAAGCGAUCCAAUGUCAGCCAAAACGUUAGAUGGAGCUCCACUGGGAAUGGCAGCUCCAAUGAUUUUUGUUGUCAGUGAUACAAUUCUUAGAGUAACCUGGUCAGAACCAGAGACACCAAAUGGAGAGGUCACAGGAUACUAUAUCUACCUCAAUGACAGAAGAUUCAGUACUAACUCAGCCAAGGCAGGCUCCUUCAUUCUCACUGACCUCCUACCAUAUACUGUCUACAGGAUUCAGAUGGAAGUUUGCACUACCUAUGAUUGUACGAGGAGUCCGGAGAUCAGAGUCACCACCAGGGAAUCCUUGCCACAAGGUGUGGUACCACCUAAAGUGGUUCCUCUUUCCCCCACUGAGAUCAACAUCACAUGGAUCGAACCCACCAAACCAAACGGGAUCAUCCUUAGAUAUGACUUGAACAGGAGAACAAUUGUUCCUUGUACAUCCAUUCCGCCCAGCACAGUUUAUCCAGAGCACACAAAGUGUACAUACCUGGAAUGUAGCAUUCACCAGAAAAUCUGUGGGUCUGUCUGUUACAGUGGACCAAAGGUUUGCUGUGAUGGAGUGAUACACACCAGUAAGCCAGACUUUGAAUGUUGUGGGAAGUCCUACUUGUACAAAUCUUCUGCUGAUGCAGUUUGUUGUGGAGAGAAGUUCCAUACACCUAUAAACAAUUACACCUGUUGUGGCACUAGGUAUUUAGAAGUCUUACCAGAACGUACCUGCUGUGAGGAUGACAAUGAAGACCGUGUCAGUGUGGGUCUGGGAAACUCUUGUUGUGGGGACAUUCCAUACCUCAACAACAGUGCCCAAAUGUGCUGUGAUGGUGAGCUUCAUGCUGCUCUGGAUCAAGUCUGCUGUGGUGGGCAGGUCUAUGAGGGUCGUGUGAUCUGCUGUGGUGACCAUGUGACAGGAAGUGCCUACCAGAUUCAGCCUGGGAUGAUGUGUUGUGGACAGGACUAUGUUUUGACCAAUAAGAGUCUGUGCUGCACUAGUGACACGGGACACCAACAGGCUUUUGUGUAUGGCAGUGCCCUGGAGAAGACUGCUGCCAAUGAAGUGUGCUGUGGAUUAAACAAGAUCUCUAAAGGACUCGGUUGUUGUAAUUAUCAAGGAUACAAUCCCUACACUCAUGUCUGUGCUGAUUUCUCCAGCAUGGAAAAUGGUUGUGGUGUUGGAAAAACUUGCAACAUGGCCGAUUCUAACACUUCAUUCUGUGACCGCUGCAAUUUCAACAAGAACUCCCUUAUUUGUGGUUCAUGGAGUGGCAGUCACAUGACCUCUACACCAAAAGCAGAGCCCUCUGGUGACUGCAUGCUAAGAGAGGAGACUGUAUUCAGUGGAUUAAAUGACGCAUUCAUAGAUAACAACUUACAGCCAUACUCUGUAUAUGAAUACGUACUGGAAGUUGUGAACAGUGCAGGAGGUACUGGCAGCAGUGUGGUAAAAACAAGGACUUUGGCAGCUGCCCCCAGUGGAGUAGUUCCCCCUGCAGCUACUGUGGACCCCUCCCAAGUCUAUGUCAUUUAUCUCACUUGGGACAUGCCACAGAGACCAAAUGGGGAGAUAGCCCAUUUUAUCCUUUACCGUGAUGGCCUGGAGCUCUAUAGGGGCCCUAAUUUUGAGUUUACUGAUGACAAGGCUAUUCUACCAUACCAGUCCUAUGUCUACAAGCUUACAGUUUGUAACGAUGCAGGCUGCACAGACAGUCAAGAAGUGAUGGUAGCAACAGCUGAGGGUGUCCCCGAGAGAAUGGAUCCUCCCGUUCUCCUCCAGAUCCAGUCCGAGAGUGCUGAGGUAUCCUGGAAACCUCCAUCCAAACCUAAUGGUAUUAUCACCCACUACAUUCUCUCAGUGUCAGAUGGGCGGACCAUUAGAACCAUGCAGUUGUCAAUCAUACUUAGAGGCAUGAAGCCCUAUACCAACUACAGUGUUCGUAUUGAAGUCUGCACAAGAGUGGGUUGCACUAGCAGUAAGGAGGUCUCUUUUCAAACCCUACAUGCUUUACCGGAAGGUGUUCUUCCCCCAAGGAUUGUCGCUCUCACCACUUCUUCAGUCCUGAUUUUCUGGGAUCCUCCACUGUCCAUUAAUGGCCUCCUCAAGUUUUACUCUGUGAUGAGAAUCUCGUUCAGAGGAGCUAAAAAUGUGUAUUUUGGUAAGGGCUUGUCCUCAUCCGACUCUGGACUGGUGCCUGGAAGUACAUACAGUUACUACCUGAUAGUGGGGACAAGUGAAGGGAACACCAGCAGUGCCAUUAAAUCAGUAUCCAUGCCAACAAAUAUCCCUGACAACAUUCCAGCCCUGAAAACGGUCACUGUACAGAGCAGUUCCCAGAUCUUUAUGGAGUGGGAUCCAAUCGUCACAUCCUCUGGAACCAUUGAUCAGUAUGGUGUUAUACUCAAUGCUGGACAACCAACGGAGAUUGAGAAGAGAGUCGGUCUAAAUUUUUCCACUGUAGUCACUGGAUUGAAACCUCAUUUUGAAUAUGACGUUCGAUUGGUUGCUUGCUUGGCUGGUGAACCCAAUGCAUGUGGUAUAGGGGCUGGGACGAAGGUUACAACUGAAGAGGCCCCACCCUCUGACAUGCAGCCACCAAUUUUGACAGCAAAAGGCCCAAACAUGGUAGACAUAAAAUGGACACCUCCACUCUUUCCUAAUGGUGAUAUUAUCCAGUAUUUGAUUUAUUACCGGAAAUUGGGUUCUCUCAUUGAAUUCUUGAUCAACAGAGUGGAGCCUGAGAUUCUACAGAUCACCCAUGCUGGGAAUGACCUCAAACCAUACACCCGGUAUCAGUACAAAGUUGUGGCUGGGAACAAGAAAGGGGAUGCCUCUAGUGGUUGGGCUUUGGUUCGAACUCUUGAGGCACCACCCAUAGGACUAAAACGACCAGAUAUCAGUGCCACCAGUGCUUUUGGUUUCAUGAUUCAAUGGAGUCCUCCUACAAAUCCUAAUGGGGUUAUUUUGGAGUACAGAGUUGUACACAAAGAAAUAAAAAUAAGUCCAGGGAAUCACACAGUGGAGUAUCUGUCUAUUUCUCCAGAUAUCUUUAAGACAUUGAUUAGUGGACUGAAACCUUAUUCAAACUAUGAGGUUCAUUUACAAGUUCUUAACAAAGCUGGAAAUGCUUCUUCAGAAACAGUUAUUGUACAAACAGAUCAGUCUUCUCCAGCCGGUAUGCCUGUUGUAAAAGCUGAGAAAAUUGCUUCUGGUACUGCUUUGAUUUUAAGUUGGGAUCCGCCAGCCAAGCCAAAUGGAAUUAUUUCUAUAUAUAGACUGUACGAACUUGGUUCAUUAGUAGCUCUCUUUCAAGGUAUCAAUCGUGAGUUUGAAAUGAGGAGACUUCAGCCUUUUACAAUGUACACAGUCCAGCUUGAGGCUUGUACAAAGGCAGGUUGUACCAAAGGUGUGUUUCAGAACUUCUUAACUGCAGAAGCUGCCCCCACAAAUCAGCCAACACCCAAACCAUUGGAAGUUAAUGCCACAUCAGCCAUGAUUUCUUGGGCAAGACCUCUUGAACCUAAUGGAGUUAUUUUAAUGUAUGAAGUACUGAGGCGUGAGCAGAAAAGACUGACAAAGAGAGAACUCUCCAAUCCUGUUGUUGUAUAUUCUACAAAUGAUACUCUCAGCUCCUCCUUUACAUACACUGAUGUGGGUCUACACCCUUACACUGAGUAUCAGUACAGUGUCAGAUCAACCAAUGCCAUCAGUUCAGUUCAAAGUCCAUGGCAAACUAUCUUUACUGAACAGGCUCCACCCCAAGGAGUGGCUUCUCCUAUUGUAAAGUAUAUCCCUGAUGUGAUUGACAGCUUAAAGAUAACUUGGACUCCUCCCUCUGAGGCUAAUGGAGUAAUCCAGAGUUAUCAGUUACAAAGAAAUGAUAGUGUGCCACUCAGUUUUGACAAAAGUGACAAGUUCGAGUAUGUGGACACAAACUUGCUUCCCUAUACAUUUUAUAGUUACAAAAUAAUUGUUUGCACUGCAGGUGGAUGUACCACAAGCACUCCAACCAUAAUAAGAACAGUAGAAUCUCCACCAGUAAAAGUAGAACCUCCUAAUCUCGAGGCCAUUAGCUCCUCUGCCAUAAAAGCUACAUGGGCACCCUUAAGUCAAGAAAGUGGCCAAGUCACAAAGUAUCAACUUACAAUGGAUGGGAAUAGUGUCUACAGUGGACUCAGCACUGAGCAUACUCAAACAGGACUCACGCCAUACAAAUUAUACUCAUUCUCUCUAAUAAUCUGCACUCGAGGUGGAUGUACACAAAGUGGAGAAGUGAGUGGGAGGCCACUGGAUGAUGCUCCCUCUGGUUUACAGAAGCCCACACUAAAUGUCCUCAGUUCUCAGUCAAUAGAAGUGAUGUGGAAAGCUCCAUUGAAUCCACACGGGAUCAUCACCUCUUAUGAUGUCAGAAGAGAUGGAGCAUUGAUCUACACACAAAGUCUCUCCAUUUCAGGAAAUCUGGUGACCACCUUUACAGACUAUGGACUGAGUCCUGGAACAAGUUAUUCCUAUGUUGUAAUAGCAAGAAAUAGGAAGGGGAGUGUGGAAAGUCCAUCUGCUAUUGCCACAACCUAUUCUUCUUCUCCAGCUGGUCUUAGUCCUCCUGUUCUAAAGCCUUUGUCCUCCACUUCAAUACAGGCUUCCUGGGAUCAGCCUGCAAAACCAAAUGGACAAAUUCAGAACUACACCCUCUUAUUGGAUGGACAAGUUAUCUACACUGGAGGAGCCUCUAUGCUCAGUUACACCGUACCUGGUCUUCUUUUCUGGACAGAGUACACCUUCAGGGUGCAGGCUUGCACCAGCAGGGGAUGUGAGCUUAGUGAGGGGUCUAAGGCCAGGACCCUGGAAGCAGUCCCAGAGGAACAGCCCACCCCAUCUCUACUGGCCCUGGCAGAUGACAAAGGGGUGCAUGCUGGAGUUUUGGUGACAUGGGACCCACCUCUGAAGCCAAAUGGAGUCAUUAUACAGUACAGAGUGUAUAGGAGGAAACCAGUAUCAGAAAUUAUAGGCGUGUCUUACACAGGGAGGGUAUCAGUAUACAAUGGUACUAAAACAAGAACUAGUGAUUUCAACACAUUACCUUUCACAACAUAUCAGUACAUGGUGAUGUCACUCAACAGUGUAGGUGGGACAGAGAGUGAGUGGUCCAGUGUUAGCACAAAGGAGGCCCCACCCACUGGACUCAGCCCACCUGUUGUUCAGAGUAAAACACACCAGAUGAUAACUGUUCAAUUGAGUCCCCCUACAAACCCCAAUGGAGUCAUCAUCAUGUACAGUAUUAUUGUUAAUGGAACAGUGAGAAGCAGUGGUAACAUCCUUGUGCACACUGUUGGACAAACAAACUCUCUCCUGCCAUUCACCUGGUACUCUCUCCAGGGGCGAGCCUGUACCCAAGGGGGAUGUACUGACACUCAAGCCAUCCUGGUCCAGACCAAAGCUGCUAAACCUGUGGGACAGGAUCCUGUCCUGGUCAGCUUUGCCAAUAGUACUACACUCCAGGUGACAUGGAACUACCCCAGGGAACCCAAUGGAGAAAUCAUUAAAUUUGUACUGAAGCAAAGGUCUAGUUGCCCUUUGACCUGGCAGCCAUUUACCACUUCCUGUGUUCUUGGUGAGGUAGUGCGCGUGCACGAAGGCCUGGUUCUUGAGCGGACAAUCAGGGGGUUACACCCCUACACUGCUUACGAUUUUCAGGUUCUGUCUUUUAACAGUGCUGGAGGGGUAGAAGAUGUGAGCUGGACUAGAGCGGAAACUCUACAAACAAAUCCAGUGUACAUAAGGUAUCCUCACCACUCCAGGAAUGGGAGCCAAGUGUAUAUUGACUGGACUGAUAGUUUUGAGCUGAAUGGCAAACUGCGAGAAUUUGUCCUGGUCAUUAAUGACCAGGUAACAUUCCGUGGUGUAGGAUUCAACAGUUUUCUAGAUGAAGAAACCUCUAAAAAGGACAUAAUGUUUUCCAUCACUGCCGUGACUGAGGUAGGACAGGCAGCAUCUCCUGCCAUAGAGAUUCAGUCUCCAGAAACCAUAGCCAGGAUUACACAAACUCAGACAACAUCUGAGGAGUUUUACAAGGAGGUGUGGUUUAUGGCACUGAUGAUUGUGAUUGGCCUGAUCCUCCUCUUGGUCACGGUUGUCCUGUGUAUGAGGUGUGUCCUGUCGUCCAGACCAUACAUACGUGAAAAGUCCCCCCUCAGAAAGAGAAGGGGAAAAUCCAGGGAGGGGUACUCAGACGAAGACACUUCCAGUGGGAGUGUAUUUGGAACUGAGAUGUCACGUCAGUUGUAUGGUAGGCGGGGCCAUGUUAACCCUGCUCACUCCUACGAGUUUGACUUCACCUCAUCUUCAGCCAGCCCUAACUAUGAUGAUGAUGAUGAUGAUGGAGAUGACUUUAUUAAUGAUGAUGACUUCUUCUGGAAAAGAACACUGGACAGUGGAUUGGUUGGAACAGUGUCCUUUUAUUUGGAAAUGGCUACCUCGAAUGUUGAUUACUACGCUCGACAAAAAGAAUUGCAAGAUGUCAUCCAUGAACAAGAAAGGAAGCGAGAACAACUAGAACGACAGCUUCAAUUAUUAUGCAGGAAAGACGAUAGACUAGCAAAGCUUAGAGCAAGCAAGCUUCAAGCUUACUGGAAAAGAGUAUGCGAGGAUCAACGGAGAAGUCAACAAAGAAACCAAAAUAUCAUACGGGAAUUCUCUCGCAUUGACUCCCAUCUCACGACUGUGUCUGCUAAAACAGAAAGGCUACGAUUGUUAAAGAAACAAUAUGAGGAAUACAUAGAGAGGACAUACCCUCUCUGGAAAGAACGAGUCAGUGGGAAGGGAAGAGAAGGCUUGGUACAGGAGCAUGUGUCCCCUCAACAGAUUCCAAGAGAUGAGUACUUUGAUACUGGAAUGGAGGGUGACCCAAUGUCACAUCGCUCGUAUUACAUGGAGGGCCCAGAGGAACAUGGGAGAGGACCAACCAUGACCCCUACCAAACCUACCUCAGGCAUGAAGGAGGCAUCUGAUUAUGCAAAUCUAAAAGAAGUGAACAAGAAAGACCAAUCACAAGCAAGACAGGUUAAUCAAGGUGAAAGGGAGCAAGAGACAAUGGACAGGCACAGAGAAGUGCAGGCCUCUAGAAUAUCCUCAUCCUCACAACUUCCUCGAACUGCCCCCUCGGGAUCUCAAGUCCCUCCCUCCCCUCAAAAUAUGAGACAGGCAGAAUCCUCCCCACAAAUGUUACGAUCCUCUCAGAUCUCUACACAGCAGGUGCCCCCUGCUGAUGUCAGUGCAGAAGAGAUGGAGGAAAUGAUGUCACAACCCAUACAGAGUGUGACAGUCAAAGGCAUUGAGGGGAGACCAUUAGAACCAAGGAAUACUGAGUCACCAGGAGGUAUUUCUCAUUCAUCAGGAGGUAUGGACCCAGGUCAGGAUGAGGAAGAUAGUGAAUUUGGGUCAGAGGUGGAUCUCCCUGUGGCUGAUGAGCACCACCCACCAGCUCCUCAACAGGUGGCUCCAGACAACAUAUCAGAGCAAAGCUCACCUGAUGAAGAGGUGGCACCACCAAUCAAAGCAUCUGUACAGCCCAAACGGGACAGACUUGCUCCAACACCUGAGUUGACAGUCCAUGGUCUGAUAAAGCUGUUGAAGUUUAUUCAGUCAGAUUUUCAGCAUGCCUUGUCUUUAGAAGGAUACUAUAGAUCUCAUCCAGCAUCUCCAGCAGACAGGCAGAACAUAAUACAGAGGGCAAACACUGGAUCAGAUCUCUCAGGAUUGGACAGUGAGCUGGUCUCCAUGGUGAUACUGGAGCAGAUGACUUUGGUCAUUAGAAGUUUGAGAACUCCAUGUCUGUUGCCAGACUCCAUUUUGAUGGGGAAUAUUGACACUAUAAGCCAAACUCAGAUCAGGGUGAUGUUAAGAGAUGAUGCCCAGCCUCUGUGGGAUAGCCUGUUUGAACACUUAGUCCAGCUAGUCAUUUGUAAGGUCAUGACCCCUAAUGAAGUUGCAGCUGUGUUUGUGCCAUGUAUGGUCUCUGAUAAAUCUCCAUACCAAGAUAAGGCAUUUGAGCUUCUGAUGAAGUUGUUGAGGAGUCAGGUGGAUGGGAAGCCAGAUAUGGGGUCCCCCAGGGAUGGAAUGGACAGUCUAACUAGUAGAAAUAUCUCAGGAGCUGAGAUAGGGCCAGAUGGUAAAGUAACAGUUCCGCCCCUGAAAUUCCCUGGAAGUUUGAUUGACAGAUCCCAGACUUACAACAGUGAUGAUGAUACAAGUGUUAUCACACAGAGUGUCACAAGCUCAAAGAUCCCCCUCAAUGCUACAGAUGCCUAUAAGAACAUGCUGUCAGGAUCACUGCCCCAGCAACAGCGGCAGGUGAUGACAGAUGACGACGAAGAAGGUGACACAGAUGAUGAUGUCGAAAAACAGUUUGCAUCUGCCUUGUCUCCCAGAGAACAAAAUGUUGCAGCAACUAUACCCACUGGUACUUCAAAAAUGAUGGAACCAGAUGUUUUGUCAGAUGAAAGUUCUACUGUGGCCUCUCCCCUCUAUGUCCCAACUGCUGUGACAGCAAGUAAACCUACAAAGACAGGCAUGACAACACCCAGGUCUACAGGGCUCUCCCAGUCUGGCCCAAGACGACCAGGAAUACAAUUCCAGUCUGACCUUGACACGGAUACAGAAAUAGACAUCCUCCAGAAAAAAGAGGGUGACAAAGACAAAGAAGACGAAGAUUUUUACGAUUUUUAUGGAUAAUGCAAACUGUUACCUUGUUGUUAGAAUAUCAUAGUAACAUUAACUUGUUAUUUUAUAUAGGACCAAAAAAUCUAGCAGCAGUAAUCAAAUUCAUGCUCAGUGAGAGACCUUUAAUUGUCCAUGUACUUUUCACAAAGAUAUUAUUUUAGUUACUUUGUAACAACUUGUAAAAUAUAAAUGCCAUAAAGAAAAGACAGUAAUUCAAAUUUUUGUUAUG
Molecule: messenger RNA, 17617 nt
Organism: Saccostrea echinata
Lineage: Eukaryota; Metazoa; Mollusca; Bivalvia; Ostreida; Ostreidae
Product: usherin-like
Exons: 81
Coding region: 1-17400 (5799 amino acids)
Molecular function (GO): protein binding
Source: RefSeq, a predicted model, not a curated record